Antechinus flavipes (yellow-footed antechinus) is the source of this 2427-nucleotide messenger RNA. RefSeq names its product protein-arginine deiminase type-1-like. Bases 127 to 2121 code for a protein of 664 amino acids. Gene Ontology annotation, molecular function: protein-arginine deiminase activity; calcium ion binding. The record is from RefSeq and is a predicted model, not a curated record. The transcript is spliced from 16 exons. Gene Ontology annotation, cellular component: cytoplasm. NCBI's taxonomy places the organism in Eukaryota, Metazoa, Chordata, Mammalia, Dasyuromorphia, Dasyuridae.
CCCAUCAGUCCCUGCCCUCCAGUCCCUUCUCUGCUCAGUGUGCCUCACCUGCCGGAGCCUGAAGGAGCGCGGGCUGGCUCCGGAGGGGGGAGGCACCCGCGCCCUUCUGUGCCGAGCCUGGGCAGCAUGGCCCAGCAGAGAGCCAUCCGGCUGUCCCUGCAGAAGCCCACGCACGCCGUGUGUGUGGUGGGCACCGAGGUCGCGCUGGACGUCUAUGGUUCAGUACCACCACGAGCUGUGACCUUCAAGGUCACUGGAAGCUCAUCGGUGCAGAUCUACAUGGAAUACGACCCUAAGAAUGUGAGUGAACCUCCGGCUGAUGAGCGCUGGCCUUUGGAUGCUGAUGUGGACGUCAUCCUAUCCGUGGAGGCCGCCAGUACCAAUGUUGAUGAUGUCAAGGUACGCGUUUCUUACUAUGGGAAGAAUGGGAGCCAAGCCCUUGGCCAGGCCCUGCUGCAUCUCACUGCCAUUGAAGUUUCUCUGGAUGUUGACACAGGCCGUACUGGGACAGUAAAGAGGAACAAAGAUGACAAGAAAACAUGGAGCUGGGGUCCAGAGGGCCGCGGGGCCAUCCUUUUGGUGAACUGCGACAGGGAUAGUCCCCUCCCUGGGGGAGUCGACUACUCUCAUAGUCGCUUGUAUUCCCUGGCAGACCUGGAGGAUAUGUCCAAGAUGGUGCUCUGGACCAAUGGCCCCGAUAAGAUCUUUGACAACCACAAGCUUGUCCUGCACGUGUCACACAAUGACUCAGACAAAGUGAGGGUAUUCCAUGCCCAAGGUGGGAACCGCAUUUCCGACUACAAGAGGGUCCUCGGACCCGACAAAUUGUCAUACAGCGUGGCUCGGGGCCCUGGGGAGCAGGAGAUCACCUUCUAUGUGGAGGGCCUUGCCUUCCCUGAUGCUGAUUUCUUUGGACUGGUCUCCUUCGACAUCACCCUGAUGGACACAGAUGGACUCCUUGAAACCCCGAUUUUCACAGACACAGUGGUGUUCCGAGUGGCCCCCUGGAUCAUGACCCCUAACACCCAGAUGCCCCUGGAUGUUUACGUGUGCAGUCUUGUGGAGCGAGAAUCAUUCCAGGCUGAAUUUCUUGAUGCUAUGACCUACUUGACAUUGAGAGCUAAGUGUCAACUGAUCAUCUGUCCAUUGGUGGAUAACCGAAAUGAUCGCUGGAUCCAGGAUGAAAUGGAGUUUGGCUACAUAGAAGCACCUCACAAAGCUUUUCCGGUUGUCUUUGAUUCUCCUCGGAACAGAGGGCUGAAGGAAUUUCCCUUUAAGAGGAUCCUGGGCCCUGACUUUGGUUAUGUGACCCGAGAGCCUGCGCAUGGCGGUGUCUCCAGCCUUGACUCCUUUGGAAACCUAGAUGUCAGCCCGCCUGUCACUGUCAAGGGGAAGGAGUACCCACUGGGCAGAAUCCUCAUUGGGAGCAGCUUCCCCAAGUCAGGUGGCCGCCGGAUGGCUAAGGUCGUCCGGAACUUUCUGUAUGCCCAGAAGGUACAGUCCCCCGUGGAACUCUAUUCUGACUGGUUAAGCGUGGGCCACGUGGAUGAGUUCCUCAGCUUUGUUCCUGCCCCUGGACCGAAGGGUUUCCGGCUGCUACUGGCUAGCCCCGAUGCUUGCUUCAAACUCUUUCAGGAAAAGAAGGAUGAGGGCUAUGGGACUGCCGCCCAAUUUGAAGGAUUGAAAAGGGGAAAGAAAAAAAUAACCAUUGAUGAGAUGCUGAAUGACAGAAGCCUUAGAAGUGACAAUCGUUAUGCGCAGAAAUGCAUUGACUGGAACCGUGAGGUCCUGAAACGGGAGCUGGGCCUGUCAGAGAGUGACAUCAUCGACAUCCCCCAGCUCUUCAAGCUCAGCGACUCCUACGCAGAGGCCUUCUUCCCUGACAUGGUAAACAUGAUCGUCUUGGGGAAGUUCUUGGGGAUUCCCAAGCCCUUUGGACCCCUCAUUAAUGGGCGCUGCUGUCUGGAACAGAAGGUCCAGGACUUGCUGCAUCCGCUGGGACUCAAGUGCACUUUCAUUGAUGAUUACCAAUCCUACCACGUGUUAAUGGGCGAGAUCCACUGUGGCACCAAUGUCCGACGGAAGCCCUUUUCUUUUAAGUGGUGGAACAUGAUUCCCUGAGCUGGAUCCCCUCCCACCGUCUCCUCCUCUUUAUCUUCCUCACAAGAACAUCAGCAUGGGGAGGAGGAUUGCCCACCUGUCUUGGAAAGAGGCCAUCAGCAGCAUCCUGCAGCACAGACCCCCAGUCACCAGGCCCUAACCAUCACUACAGGAUAUCUUUGGGAUUUUUCACCUUCUUUUAAAAGAUGACAUUAACUGGUCCAUCCAAUCUUCAAUGAAAACAUCCCCUCAGUUCUCCUUUUUUGCCUUUUCUCUACAUUGUCCAAUUGGUCCUUCUCAAAGAAACUUAAUGAUCCUUGUGUUCUA